GCAGCAGCCAGGACUCACGUCCUACGUCCUCAGACCAAACAUCCGCGUGUCAAGGAAACUUCAGAACAACUUUUUGUCUCUGGGAGAAGUUGCUGGUGUCACGCGAACAUGGGUCCGGGCGGCUGGACGUGAGACUGGGACCACAGCUUGUAUGAAUGUGUGUAUGUGUGUGUCCGUGUGUGUGACAGCUCUCAUGUCUGGAGCAUGCCACGCAGGCAGCUGAUCUCCACAGACCUGAGAACAGCUCCCGUUCAAAACACAAGAGGCGUCACUUCCAUACUUAACAUCCCCCCGAGGUUUGUCCUGCUGCCUGGAGUCUGCAGCACGAUGAAGGUGAGGAGAUACAUGCGCGACAGCGGGAGGAUCCUCGCCUUCGUGUUCGUCGCCUCCGUCGUCUGGCUCCUGUUCGACAUGGCUGCGCUGCGCCUCUCCUUCAACGACCCGAGCAGUCUGCUGCUGAAGGAGAGGAUGGUCAAGGAGAGGGAGCUCUCCAGGCUGCUGGCCAGGACCACCCAGCCGGUGAACAGGAGGUUCAGACACCCGGUGCAGAAGGUGGACCCGGCUCUCAAGCUCCCGGUGAAAGACGCUCUCGGCCCGGCCAUCGACCUGGCACAGGUGUACAGACGUGGAAGAGGAGGGAGGCAGGAGCAGCUGAUGAAGGGGAAUUCUGUAGAUGAUCACCCCAAGGGUGGUUCAAAACAUGAGGAAGGGGCAAAGCAUGGCGCCACCGUAGAGAAGAAAGCGGUCAACUUGGACCUGAAUGAGGCAAAGUUAGAGAAGAGCAGUGUGGUAGAUGUUCCUAAGGAAGUGGCUCCGCCUGCUGAAGGGUCUGAUGAGAUCCAGGUGCCCAACUCAAAGAAAGAAGCUGCAGCCAUUGUGGAGAAACCAGACUCAAAGCAAGUCCGGGACAAAGUGGGCCAGCCUGAGGAGGCACACCCUGAUGAACCAACACCCAAACCUGUCCAACCCGAGGACGUCAAAGUCGAGCAGAGGCAGGAGACUGGUAAGAAGGAUGUAGGCCCACCGAAGCAGCCGCAUAAACCAGUAAAGCUCGAAGCUGGAGAGGGUUCAAAGGUCAAGGCCACCACAAAACCAGGCGGUGUCCACAAAGUGCGCUCCCUGGAUGUGACUCAAAGUCCCAGAGACGACAAAGCUCUGGGACAGUUCGGUCACGCAGCGCUGGUCGGCAGCGAGGAAGACGGGGAGGUGAGGAGGCGAUGGGAUGAAGGUCACUUCAAUGUCUACCUGAGCGACCAGAUCCCGUUGGACCGCGCCAUCCCGGACACCAGGCCCGAGAUGUGCGCACGCAACCUGGUCCACGACGACCUGCCCACCACCAGCGUGAUCUUCUGCUUCGUGGACGAGGUGUGGUCCACGCUCCUGCGCUCCGUGCACAGUGUGAUCAACAGGUCUCCAGAGCACCUGCUCAAGGAGAUCAUCCUGGUGGAUGAUUUCAGCACCAGAGAUUAUCUGAAGGAGCCUCUGGACAAGUACAUGUCCCAGUUUCCCAAAGUGCGAAUCGUUCGUCUGAAGGAGCGUGAGGGUCUGAUCCGAGCCAGGCUCGCCGGGGCUGCUGUCGCCAAAGGGGAUGUCCUCACCUUCCUGGACUCCCACGUCGAGUGCAACGUGGGCUGGCUGGAGCCGCUGCUGGAGCGAGUGUAUCAGGAUCGCAGGAAGGUUCCCUGUCCAGUGAUCGAAGUCAUCAGCGACAAGGACAUGAGUUAUAAUCUGGUCGACAACUUCCAGAGAGGUAUCUUCAAAUGGCCUCUGGUGUUCGGCUGGAGCCCAGUACCAGAUAGCUACAUAAAGGAGACCAACAUGACCAUCGCAGAUCCCAUCAGGUGUCCAGUUAUGGCUGGAGGCCUUUUCUCCAUCGACAAAAAAUUCUUCUAUGAGCUGGGUGCCUAUGACCCAGGCCUGGAUGUGUGGGGCGGGGAGAACAUGGAGAUUUCCUUUAAGAUCUGGAUGUGCGGAGGGGAAAUCGAGAUCAUCCCCUGCUCUCGAGUGGGCCACAUUUUCCGAGGACAGAACCCGUACAAAUUCCCCAAAGACAGGCAGAAGACGGUGGAGCGCAACCUGGCCAGGGUGGUGGAGGUCUGGCUGGACGGAUACAAGGACCUCUUCUACGGCCACGGCUACCACCACCUGCUGGACAAGGAGGCCAUCCACAUCGGCAACCUCACCGACCAGAUCGAGCUGAGGAAGAAGCUGGAAUGCAAGAGUUUCAAGUGGUACCUGGACAACGUGUAUCCGGACAUGGUGGCUCCUUUAGUCAAAGCUGAAGGCAUGGUUUUCAACCUUGGCUUGAGAAAAUGCCUCAGUCUUCAGAAAGGCUCCCUGUCCUUCGAGACAUGUGAUCUCAGUAGACAGAGUCAGCUCUUUAAUCACACCUGGAUGAGGCACAUUCGCCAGCAGGACCUGUGCAUCGCUCCCCAAGCCAAAGGCAACGGCGUCGCUUUAAAAUCAUGUGACAAUGCCGACCUUGACAUACGCUGGUUCCAUCAAUCCACCAACUCCGCUCUGGCGGAGCACCUCAUAUCGGAGUCCGUGUCCCACCACAUGUGCCUGGAGGCGGGGCCUCAGGGUGACUCGGUCUGCCUCAAGCCGUGUGUGCCCACCAACGCCCUCCAGAAGUGGCAGUUCACACACUACCACCACAUCCAGUGACGAGACCCGCCUCGGUCUUCUUUCAACGCGUGGAACAAGCACUACAGAGACGUUCAGUGGCCUGACUCUGCAGAGCGGUUUGUUGUCUGACCUCAAAACACGGGACGUCCCGCAGGAAGCUGGAGACGCUUCGAUGGCAGUGACACGUGUCAGACGGUGUGGGGGGGAUGUGCAAUGUUUCUAAUGUACUUGUAAUUCAUCAGCGUGGACUGACCUCGAGUUUAUACAUUUAUACGCCUCAGAUAAUAGGGAUUUUUCUGCUUAUGGAAGUUUGCACAGGAAGUUUUCAAAUGUUUUACAAAGCAUUCUUUACCGUGGUAUGUGGGG
Molecule: messenger RNA, 2994 nt
Organism: Platichthys flesus (European flounder)
Lineage: Eukaryota; Metazoa; Chordata; Actinopteri; Pleuronectiformes; Pleuronectidae
Product: polypeptide N-acetylgalactosaminyltransferase 5
Exons: 10
Coding region: 205-2667 (820 amino acids)
Cellular component (GO): Golgi apparatus
Source: RefSeq, a predicted model, not a curated record